UGGAAAGGAACGAUGCUUUCAGUUGUCGCUUCCUCACAGUGUUUGCUUCUUAACGUUGGUUUUCCCAAGUCUUCCAUUUUAUUCUUCGAACGAUCAUUAAAAAAAUUUAUCUUCAAUUCCCACUUCGAGAAAUAUAAAAUUAUUCGAUCGAGGAAUGUUGCAAAAAUGACCAUGAUUCUACCGUUAUACCUGUUAACCCUUCAACAAAUGAAUUAUCCGUACCAUUUACCGAUCAUCGAACGAUCCGUCAAAGAUCUUCUCGACACGAGCCAAUUUUUGAACGUCCUAUUCGUCGUUCAAAAUUCUCUCGGCCGUGAUCCCUUGGACGAUCUCCAGUUGAUCGACGAGAUCUACAAAACCGUGUCACGCACCAUACCGACGAAUUUCGUUUCCUUCAACGACUCGAUCCCGAUCGAAUUACCGGACAUCGACGCGACCGAGUCUACGCUCAUCUUAUACUCGUACGUGGCGAAAGAUUUCCCUGAUCGCCGUCGAAGAGAGGACAUCGCCCGUUUCAUAGAGCACUGCCAGAACCGGUCCAAAGUAUUGUUAAUAACCAAGCUCGAGGAGAUAAACUGCAACUUCGAGGGAUUUUUAAAACAGAUCUGGUACGACGAGUUGAUCGACAUGACGGUAUUAGAGUUAUCCAACAACUCUCGACUAUCGAUAACCAUGAACGUUCAUCGAUACAACCCUUUCACCAACAUGUACGAUCGAACGCCGUAUACCCCGACUCUCGACUGGUUCCCCAACAAGUUGAUCGAUCUUCACGGCCACCCGUUUCGCGCUACCAUUUUGGAACGCGAAGGCUACAUAAAUCUGACGGUCGACUCUCGAUCCUGCCCUAUCUCGUACAAGGGACCCGACGUGAAACUCCUUCACACGCUUGCACGUAUCAUGAACUUCACGAUCGUGAUGCUGCCCAACAACGACGCCCUUACGAGCCUGAUGGACGGCGAUCUGGACAUCAUAAUACCGAAGCUGCCGUUAUUCCCCGACCCGCGUUUCGACCUGUUGGACCACACGUUGCCGUUCGAGUACGAGAAGUGGUGCCCAGUCGUACCGAUCGCGUAUCAAGUGAACACCAUCGAGUCACGAGCUUUCGCAGCUAUAAUCGCGAAUAUAGUGAUCCUUCUCGCGUUCUGGGCAAUAUCGGCUCUGUUGAGGUUCGAGAAGAGGUUGUGGCAACCGUUGAAGAUAUUCGGGAUCUUGAUCGCGACGAGCGUCUCGAUGAGGCCGGACAGAACGUUGGAGAGGAUCGUGUUCUUCCUGAUUGUAUUGGCGUCCGUCAUGUACUCGGCCAAUCUUUACGUCGACUUGACGAGCGUAAGCAUGGCGGACACGAUGGAGACCGAGUACAAGAGUUACGAAGAUCUGGACAAAUCCGGAUUGACGCCUGUCGUCCUCCACAUGAUAUUCAACGUCACCUUCUUCACCGACGACCAGGCAUUCAACUCGUUGAAGAGGAAGGCGAUCGCCGACGAGGACAUGGAAAAUUGCACCGACGUUCUGUCCAGAUACAGGAACGUCACCUGUUUCAUGGAGUUGAGAGGGAUAAACGCGUUGAUUUACUCCCAAGCGAAGAGGGAUUCGGUUACUAUGAAGGUGUGCAGAAAUUUGUGCUACGCAAAACCUCACGCGACUUACUUUCUAAGGAAGCACUCGCCGUUCAGGAGUAAAUUCGAUACGAUCAUAUCGAGGUUGGAGGCGGCAGGUAUUCGCAAGAAGUGGCAUUACGAUUUCGUAGGGAAAUUUUUCCCGAAAAAGGCGCGUCCUGUUAAUCGAAAUUUGUACGAAUCGUCGCUCGUCUGGAAUCUGGUUUACAUAGGGGUGAUUGGAUUCUUGUCGUCAAUCGUGGCGUUUUUUUGCGAAAUUCUCGUGUAUCACGCGCAGAAAAGAAGGAAAAAUGAU
Messenger RNA from Apis laboriosa (Himalayan honeybee), 1911 nucleotides. RefSeq lists its product as uncharacterized. Lineage: Eukaryota; Metazoa; Arthropoda; Insecta; Hymenoptera; Apidae. The record is from RefSeq and is a predicted model, not a curated record. The annotation marks the transcript as partial. The transcript has 2 exons.